Molecule: messenger RNA, 1418 nt
Organism: Esox lucius (northern pike)
Lineage: Eukaryota; Metazoa; Chordata; Actinopteri; Esociformes; Esocidae
Exons: 2
Coding region: 10-654 (214 amino acids)
Source: RefSeq, a predicted model, not a curated record
CACACCACCAUGAGACCAGGGGACAGCUUUUAUUACCAUGUGUGUAACACGGUGGAAUUAGUAAAAGGGCGCGCGUGGAUACUCAGGAGGGAACUGAUGACCAUACUUAAGCUGCACAGCAAACAUGAACCUCACAGUGUUACGCUGUUAGUGCCCGGGACCGCAACAAGGAUGAUACAUGUGCGAUGCACCGAGCCCCAGCGAAUAUACGAGCUGUUCAAGAAGUAUGGCCUGACAUGCUCCAAUGUCUGGGAUUCCAGAACCUCCCUGUCUGCCACGGCUCCUUGUACAGCACUGUGUGACCUCAACAUGACCACAGUUAAUGUGAACAGGAUCGCGGAGAAUGAUGCCUUGGGCCAGGAACCUGAGGUGUCCAAUUUCUACCACAACAUGAAAUGCAUCCGAAUACAAGCAAAGCGAGACGCGCUGAAACACAGACCCUACAACUGCCAUCAGCCAGUGUUGACGGAACCUGCUCGAAUGAGACUCAGCCCGACUGCAUAUCAGUUGCCCUGUACUACUACGAUCGAAUGGCCAAACUGGGAGAUGUCAUCAAGUCCGAAGGUCGGUUCGUACCGUCUGUCCAGUAUUCAAAUCCAGAGGAGUGGUCUGGGGAUAGAUAUGUGUUGGAACUGGAACCAGACAACAACGUGAUCAUUACGGGUAAGAACACAACAAUCUAUAUCCAUUUGGUGUAACAGUAACUCUUAUUGCCAGAGAUGUACACUAAAAGUCCACAAAUGAAUUCUCAUGUUUCUUAUCCUAAAGGCGCGGUGCUCCCGGACGGCUCGAAUGCUGAGACAACGCAUGUGGAACCUUACACAUGCCCCUACUGUCUCGAAGACGCAAAUGCGUACCUUGAAUGCGGACACCUGUGUUGUGUGUCCUGUACAAGAAGAGCUAAGAAGAAGAAUUCUCUGGCCUGUGGUGUUUGCAAGAAAGAAACCACCUCUUACAGACCCCUUGAAAUACCACAGAACUUCGAGUCUACGUGCUUCGCAUGCUGCAAAGGGAAAGAGUGGGUCACAGAAUGUGGCCAUUUAAACUUAUUUUUCCGGCCAAACAUGUUAUAGUCCAAUGCCAGCUCGUUUGACAGAAUGUAUUUCAUUAUUCGCCUAGUUGCAUCAUCUACAUUUGUGCCCCCUAUAUCUGCCACCAUGGCAACCUAGGGAUGAGAGUAAAAAGGAGGGAAAAAAAGGCUUACAUGAACUGCCAAGACAAUAAGCUUCAAAGAUUUAAAAAUUCAGCCAUAAAGUAAACUAAACAUUUGAAGUUGUAGCCUUUGUGUAAUUUACUGUAAUGUAAUACAUAUUUUUAUUUUGUAGGCUAAUGCAAAUCAAUUUGGAAAACCAAAAAAAUAACCAGCAGAGAUUAGACUGCGGUCCCCCAGUUGCUCCUCAAGCGCCUCAACAUCUGCU